Molecule: messenger RNA, 1976 nt
Organism: Lates calcarifer (barramundi perch)
Lineage: Eukaryota; Metazoa; Chordata; Actinopteri; Centropomidae
Gene: styxl1
Product: serine/threonine/tyrosine interacting-like 1
Exons: 8
Coding region: 150-1043 (297 amino acids)
Biological process (GO): protein dephosphorylation; positive regulation of intrinsic apoptotic signaling pathway; negative regulation of cytoplasmic stress granule assembly
Cellular component (GO): mitochondrion
Molecular function (GO): protein tyrosine/serine/threonine phosphatase activity; pseudophosphatase activity; protein phosphatase inhibitor activity
Source: RefSeq, a predicted model, not a curated record
ACAAACAAAACUUUGAAAACAACUGAGUUAGACAUCAUGUUCAUUUGUAGAUGCUAUGUUUUUGCCUUCAGGUCAAACUAAUUACAAUGCCCAGCUCUUCUUGAUUUGUGUUUCUGGCUAAUUGUUUACAUGCUGUCGUUUUCUCUGCGAUGGCUGAGAUCAUCAUGUGUGAGCCAUUUGAGCUCUACAAUCUCCUCAACCAGUGCAGGUGUGUGUCAAGGCUGGCAGAGAUCAACUACCUCUGUCUGAUUGAUGCUCGUGCAGCCCAAGACUACAACACGAGUCACAUCAUAACAGCUAAAAAUGUCAAGAUGGAUUCAGAAGGCAAAUUCCUCCUGCCAGUGGCUGUGGAGGUUGACAGUAUGCAGCAUGUGGUGGUUUAUGACAGUGACACGAGCAGUUUGGACGAACAAGGCAGAGCAGUUGAAUGUGCCCAGGCUCUGGCCAAAGCUAGCCUCUAUCCAGUCCACAUAGUGAGAGGAGGCUUUCAGAAGUUCUCAGCUCUGUACCCUUUCUUAAGGACUGAGAAAAUUAUGUACACCAUCAUGGAGCUGGAAAACCUGAAAGCUUAUCCAGUGGAGGUUAUAGCAGGACUGCUGUAUAUGGGUAACCAGACACAAGGCAUGAACUCCAGUAUCCUCAGAGACCUGAAAAUCAGCGCUGUCAUCGCCAUCUCACAGAGUGACACUCUGGAAUCUAGGUCCAUAAAAGGGAACCAGACCAUCCUUAACAUCCCUGUAUCUGACUCUGUGGCAUCUGACUUCUAUUCAAGUUUUGAAAGGAUUUGUAGUUUUAUUGGGUCACACAUCAACAUGGGCUCUCGUGUGUUGAUAGUUUCCAGGCAGGGCAGAAGCCGCUGCAGUGCUCUAACCAUUGCCUUUCUUAUGCACCACCUCAAAUACACACUGGAGGAGGCCUGGAGGUACAUGCUCAAAUGUAAACCAGACACGAGGCCAAACACAGGGUUUCUACAGCAGCUGUCUGACUGGGAGCUUCACACCAUGGGAACUAAAGUGACUGAUAUCUCCAAAGCUCAUUUUUAACAAAGGAAUGUGGCUGGUUCAUAUUCAGUAAAGACAAGUGAUUUCAGUUGCAUUACAUCAUUAUUAUCAUUAUUAUUACAGGCACAUGUCCUCUGUUUAAGUUUGCAAAGAGAAGGCUUAGGCUGUAGGUCUACUUUCUGGUAACACUUUAUAAUGCAGUCUUUAAUGCAGUCUUUGAUUUACAGUGUAAUUUUGUUGUAUGAAAUGGGUACUAAUAAAAUAGUUUCCAAAGGGAGUAGCACCUCGGCAUUUAAGAUGAAAGGAGAAAUGAAUAGACUAUGAGUAUUUUAGAGCGUGUCUUUGGGGUACAGUACUUGAAACAAAACUGGAGAAAACUUGGGAAAUAAGGUGUUAACAACCUUCAUACUGUGCAAUUGAAGUGUAAAAAGGGGAGAAUAGCUGUACAUUGUAGCUUUGCUCAUUUCAUUUAGAAACAUUAUUGCAGCACCUAGGAGAAAAUAUUAUAUAUUUGAGGGGAGUUCAAUCACACCCACACUACAGAGAUUUAUUACCAUGUACCAUGGACUAUACAUCUGAAAGUUUUCUGUCAUAGCAUGCAGCAUGCCAUGACAGAAAACAGGUAUGAUAGGUAUUCUGGAGUAGAAAACACACACACCUGUCUGAAGUGCACAGCUAUGAAAGCUUUUGAGAACAAAAACUUUCAAUGAAGCAAUUUAAUGAUGUAACAUGCAGAAGUAGGAAGAUCUAAUUAUUUUAAUUGCAUGGUAUAAAUAAAGCAUGUGGGCUUUUCUCCCCUUUUACCUCUUUAAUCAUACAUGGAUAGAAAGACCAUUUCCCCAUAAUUCACUUUUGUUGCCUUAUGAUAUAAUUAAUUUUUUCUUUGCCUUUAAAUUCUCAACUCUUCGAGAAUACACUUAGUUUGGACAUUUACCAAAUGUAAGAACACAAAAAGAAACACAAAAAAGUGACAGU